AUGUUGGUGCGAGGCUGUGGUGGGGGUGAGUUGCGUCACUCGUUGGCCGAACGCACCAAGGCCCUGGCGGCUAAGUGCCACGCGCUGCGUUCACCGGCUCGCGAACAACGCAGCGUGGAGAGACGACGUCCCAGAAACCGCAAGUCGCAGACGCGAUGGUACGUCAAGCAGCCGACCUGGCGGUUGUGGGGCGAGGAGAAGGUGGACGGCGCGGUGUACACGGUCUACCUCAAGAAGGUUCGCUACCAUCGCCCCACGCGCAGUGCCUCCAGUGAGUCAGACGACGAGAUCUCCCACCUAGAGUGGGAAACCGUGCGAGUGCGCUUUGUGAAGGCUGGAACAGUUGAACGGCUGGUGGAGGCGCUCGCCACUGACGAUGGUGAACUCGAGUCCACAUACGUCAACGUCUUCCUUGCCACUUACCGCUCAUUUGCGGAGUGCGGUAAAGUGCUGGAUCUACUGCUGCGGCGGUAUCAAGCACUGGCGUCGGAAGACGUCCUCCCUGCGACGGUCGAUACAUCGCAGCAACAUAGAAAGACUCUGGUGGCAUGUCUCCACGUUUGGUUGGAUACCUAUCCGGAAGACUUUCGACAACCUCCUCACCAUCCCGCACUGCAGCAGCUUCUCGCCUUCACACAGCUUCAUCUGCCUGGCUCUGAGUUACACUCGAAGGUGUUACAGAAGCUAGCAGUGUUCAGUGCGGAACGAAACGGAUGUGUGGGUGGAGCGGGGGUGUGCCUCGCGCCUGGUAUGCGCGUGCUGCAACACCACACUAGCGCCUACCGCCUCCCACACGUACCCCAUAGACACUUCGCUGAGCAGCUCACACGUAUGGACAUGGAACUGUUCAAGAAGCUGGUGCCCCACCAGUGUCUCGGCGCGGUGUGGUCCAGGCGUGACAAGGACCGAUCCCACGACGCCGCCACUGUCCUGGCGACGGUCAAUCAAUUCAACGCGGUGUCCUUCCGUGUUAUAUCAACCGUACUCGUCGAACCUAACCUCAGGCCGAUAGAACGUACGGACAUACUCGCCGCCUGGCUCGACAUAGCUCGGGAACUUCGGGUGCUGAAAAAUUUCUCUUCAUUAAAGGCCAUAAUUUCGGGGUUGCAAAGCAAUCCCGUCUAUAGGUUAAGGAAAACUUGGGCCAUUCUGUCCAAAGAAAAAGCGGAACUGUUCGAGGAGUUGGCAAGAAUAUUCAGCGAAGAUAACAAUCGUUGGGCCCAGCGUGAACUUUUGAUGCGUGAAGGUACUGCCAAAUUUGCAGAUACCGUGGGCGAGAAUGACAGACAGUUACAGAAAUUAUUACACGAGCGAGGGUCACCCGGCGUCAGCCACGGGACUAUACCGUACUUGGGAACAUUUUUAACAGAUCUUACUAUGAUCGAUACCGCUAUACCAGAUACUGUGUUCGAUGGUUUGAUAAAUUUUGAUAAAAAACGAAAAGAAUUCGAGGUUCUCGCCCAAAUCAAAUUAUUACAGGGCGCCGCAAACGCCUAUCACUUACCUUGCGAUCCCCUGUUCGAUAGAUGGUUUGAUUCAGUGAUCAUCCUAGACGACAGGGAGGCGUAUCAGUUGUCAUGUCAAAUAGAACCACCGACGAAUCCCCCAAAAGAACGAAGACCAAAGAAUAUAAACAAUAACAGCCAAGGGCACAGGAAAAAUGAUUCAAUUGCUAGUACAAGUUCCAGUAACAGUUCUCAAUUCUACUGUGAGACUGACGGCGCCGGUAACGCUUGGAAACGUGAUAGUUUGGAGCGGCGUAUAUCACCAACGAGAUUGUCUCACGGUUCCUCCUCAUCUUCUUUGCCUUCUCUAGACGUGUCACUGUCAAGCGCUAACAGCGGUCAGAAGACUGCCAACGGUAAAGCCCCGGCGACCAGUCCAGCACACCCUAACAAGACCGGCCCUGACUUCUAUAUCAUCCGAGUGACUUAUGAGUCUGAUUGCGUUGAAACAGAAGGCGUGGUUCUCUACAAGUCUAUAAUGUUGAGUAACAAUGAGCGCACGCCGCAAGUUAUUCGUAACGCGAUGUUGAAAUUAAAUCUCGACGGGGAUCCAGAUUCUUAUACACUGUCACAAGUUUUACCAGAAAAAGAAAUGGUGUUGCCAUCAAAUGCGAACGUCUAUUACGCUGUCAACACGGCGUAUAACUUGAAUUUUAUAUUAAGACCACGCAAACCACAGACUGAAGCUAUCGUUAAUGGAAAAGCUAAGAACAAACGAACGUGA
This is a messenger RNA of Danaus chrysippus (African queen), 2229 nucleotides long. NCBI's taxonomy places the organism in Eukaryota, Metazoa, Arthropoda, Insecta, Lepidoptera, Nymphalidae. The record is from the annotation of a GenBank genome assembly.